AUGGGGAAGCAAGGCGUGAGGAGUGACGAAGAGCAACAUUUUACCCCGAAUAACAACGGUAUUUGCUAUCCAGCGCCCUCCAACUGCGGUGUUUUGCACAUUCCCGCCAACUACGCGUCGUACAUUGCAGACGGGAACGAGCUCUGUGUAAGCCGGGCUCCUGUUGUGUUGCUUAGCUUUGGGACGAACAAGCCUUUAUAA
Akanthomyces muscarius is the source of this 201-nucleotide messenger RNA. RefSeq lists its product as uncharacterized. The coding region runs from base 1 to 201 and encodes 66 amino acids. Lineage: Eukaryota; Fungi; Ascomycota; Sordariomycetes; Hypocreales; Cordycipitaceae. The record is from RefSeq and is a predicted model, not a curated record. The transcript has 2 exons.